Molecule: messenger RNA, 2302 nt
Organism: Photinus pyralis (common eastern firefly)
Lineage: Eukaryota; Metazoa; Arthropoda; Insecta; Coleoptera; Lampyridae
Exons: 5
Coding region: 141-1586 (481 amino acids)
Source: RefSeq, a predicted model, not a curated record
ACCGCUUAACACCCGACGGUAAAUGCGAGUGUCCACCCGGCACCGCCCUCAACGAGAACGACGAAUGCAUCUUCUGUCAAAUCGAAAAAGGAUUUAAGAUCAACGAGCAGGGACGUUGCGUCUGCGCUCUCGAGCGCGGUAUGAUUGUGGACGAGCACGGAAAUUGCAUCUGUCCUGUGGAAUACGGUUAUCGUUUAGACCAGCGCGGAAAUUGUACGCCCGUACCUGGCGCCGAAUGCGAGAAUAACCACCACUGUCCCGAUCAUAAAUUCUGCAAUCCGCAAACGAAGACCUGCGAUAAUCCUUGCGUGCCGACAAAGUGCGGAAAGUACGCCUUCUGUAACGCGGUCAAUCACCAAGCCGUCUGCCAAUGUCAGUCCGGUUACUCAGGAAACCCAGAGGUCGAUUGCACCCCAAGUAUAUUACAUCAUCGAACUGAUUUCCCUAUACCCGAUAUGGAAGUCAGCUGCCUGUCAGAUGGCGUCCAAAUACAAAUCGAUAUAACUGACCAAGGCUUUAACGGAGUUCUGUACGUAAAAGGACACAGCAAAGAUGAACAGUGUCGUCGAGUUAUUACUGUACCAUCAAAUGAACGUUCACGAACUGAAAUAUUCAAGGUACAAUUUGGCAACUGCGGAUUAAUCCAUGUUAAUGGUCAAGCCAGCUUUGUGCUUGUGAUACAGAAACAUCCGAAACUUGUGACUUACAAGGCGCAAGCUUAUCACAUUAGAUGUAUAUACCAAACUGGAGAACAAAAUGUCACCCUGGGUUUUAACGUAUCCAUGCUGACCACGGCUGGAACCAUAGCUAACACAGGUCCUCCUCCAACCUGCGUCAUGAAGAUCGUAACGCAAACUGGCCAAGAAGUGAACUCGGCGGAAAUUGGCGAUAACUUAAUGCUCCAAGUUGAAGUACAACCAGGCUCGAUAUAUGGAGGAUUUGCCAGAAGUUGUAUUGCAAAGACGAUGGGCGAUAACGUCGAAAACGAGUAUAUAGUAACUGACGAGAAUGGUUGCGCGACCGACCCCACCAUUUUCGGCGAGUGGGAAUAUAACCAUGAUACUCAAAGCUUACUGGCCAGUUUUAACGCUUUUAAAUUCCCGAGCAGUGAUAAUAUAAGAUUCCAGUGCAACAUUCGUGUCUGCUUUGGAAGAUGUCAACCGGUCAAUUGUCGUGGAUAUAACGCAUUUGGAAGACGAAAACGUGCCAUAGAUUCCGAAAACAAUACAGAUGUGUUAAUACCCGGCGAUUUGAUGAGCGGACAAGUACGAGAAGAAAUUACUCUACAGUCUAACGCCAUUUUAACUUUCGAAAGACGCGAACAACGUUUCGUAGAUCCGACUGAAGCUCCCAACGCUCAACGGGCGGAGGAUAUCUGCGUGUCGAUGAUUGGUUUUAUAAUAGCCUUGGUGAUAACGGCACUCUUAGCCUUGGUGGCCGUCGCGGUUGCAGUUUCGUGCUGGUUAAUGGCGUAUCGGCGCAGACCAAAGGCGACGGGACCUCUUCCGCAUCCACCUGAGUUCCCGAAUCCUCUCUUUACGACGCCCGAACCAAUGGCAGAGCCCAGUCCGGACUACCUCACAUAAUCAAUCGUAAAACAAUGUAGAUAUUAAAUUUAGGUUUUUAUAUAGACAAUGAAGAAGAGUGUAAUAUGUAUAUUAAGUCGACCAAGACCAUCUUCCUCUACUCACUGUGCCUUCGACUUAAUGUAAAUAUUGCGAAGAUGAAGCAAAGAAAAGUAAUGUUCCACGCCAUUGAAACGGAAAAAUGGUUGUCACAUUUCUAUUUGGCUUCCUUUUCCAUUGGCUUACUCCUUUAAGUUUCAAAGUCAAGGGGAUGUACCAUUAGAUGGGUGGCGGUCUUAACACUAAAUUUCACUAAAUUAUUUUGAUCUAAUGCCCUUGUCUGUAUUUCUUAACAGUUGUAGUUUUAGUGCCUGACAUAAAUUGUUGUUUUAAAGCCAUUGGAAGACGUAAGCGUAUACAUAAGACUAUAUAAAUUGUAUAAAAAGUGUGCGUGAAGAAGUGUGAAUGUUAAUUAUGCUCAACUUUAAUUGGUGCUGACUGAUUUUUAUUAGUAAUUUUUGAGCAGUCAUAUUUAGUCAUUCUUGUAGUAUAAACUAUUAAAAUUAAAUAAAAAUUACGAUGAUAAAGUCUCUAGGAGGCAAUGAAUAGUAUAAAUCAAAUAAAAUUUGUCUUACUAUUUCAAAAAGAAAUUGGCUUCCUAUAAAUGUAUAGUAUACUUAACUUUAUUCCUUUAUUUAUGUAUCAAUUUUUAUUUAAUGUCAUUGUUUAACAUGAUU